Meriones unguiculatus (Mongolian gerbil) is the source of this 2373-nucleotide messenger RNA. It is a transcript of the gene Chmp1a, whose product is annotated as charged multivesicular body protein 1A. The record is from RefSeq and is a predicted model, not a curated record. Gene Ontology annotation, biological process: protein transport; late endosome to vacuole transport; endosome transport via multivesicular body sorting pathway. The transcript has 7 exons. Gene Ontology annotation, cellular component: ESCRT III complex; multivesicular body. The coding region runs from base 128 to 718 and encodes 196 amino acids. NCBI's taxonomy places the organism in Eukaryota, Metazoa, Chordata, Mammalia, Rodentia, Muridae.
CCGUCUUCUCGCGAGAGUAGGCCGGGCGACCGGAAACAGUAGCGACCCCGGAAGUCCUCACGGGUACUGCUGGGCCGAACGUUCUCAUCCCCUGCGCCGCCCCGAGGGGUGUGCUGCCCGGUUGGCCAUGGACGAUACCCUGUUCCAAUUGAAGUUUACAGCGAAGCAGCUGGAGAAGCUGGCCAAGAAGGCAGAGAAGGACUCCAAGGCUGAGCAGGCCAAAGUGAAGAAGGCCCUUCAGCAGAAAAAUGUGGAGUGUGCCCGCGUGUAUGCCGAAAAUGCCAUCCGCAAGAAGAAUGAAGGCGUGAACUGGCUGCGCAUGGCGUCCCGUGUGGAUGCAGUAGCCUCCAAGGUGCAGACAGCUGUGACCAUGAAGGGGGUGACCAAGAAUAUGGCACAGGUGACCAAAGCUCUGGACAAGGCCCUGAGUGCCAUGGACCUUCAGAAGGUGUCUGCAGUGAUGGACAGGUUUGAGCAGCAGGUGCAGAACCUGGACGUGCACACGUCGGUAAUGGAGGAUUCCGUGAGCUCUGCCACCACGCUGACCACGCCUCAGGAGCAGGUUGACAGCCUCAUUGUACAGAUUGCUGAGGAAAAUGGCCUGGAGGUCUUAGACCAGCUCAGCCAGCUUCCAGAGGGAGCCUCUGCGGUGGGCGAGAGCUCCGUGCGCAGCCAGGAGGACCAGCUGUCUCGGAGGCUGGCCGCCCUGCGGAACUAGCACGCCCGUGGCAAGUGCUGCCUCCUUGCCCUGUGAUGUCCUGGAGGCCUCUGCCCUACUCUGCGCUCAACUUUCUCCACCCCUUCAUAGCUGCCUUGGCUCUUUUCCAACCUGUCCGGCUGGCGCCUUAGAACUGAGCCUUAGGUCGGGCAGCGGGUCUCCUGGCAUUGGAUCUGCACAAGUGUGUGGGUGACUUCUGUGACUGGGCCACAGCUGGAAGAUGGCAAGCUCGCUUUUGUCCUCUGCCUGUGUGGAGUUGACAGGGUUUGGCGAGCAGAUGUGUGUGGACUUCAGCUCAGUGUUUUGGGGCCUUCAGAUUCCAGUGACUGCACACUUGCUAUUGGUUAUGCCCAGUGAGGGCCAGAGCCACUCCUCCUUUGGCAGGCAACUCUUGGGAGCCUCUCCCCACCUCCGCAGACAGGAAAUCCCAUUGUGUGACAGCCUUGAGUAGGUUCCUGUAAACGCUUAUGCACCGAGGUGUCCAGUGCCACCAACACUGACCUGGGGCCUUUAUAAAUGGUUGCUCUCCUCCAUCCUCCCAGGGCUGAGGUCUUCGCUACCACUGCCAACUGGCUGAGCCUGCUUGGGCUUUCUGUCCCUCAGCUCCCAUCCCCAGCCCACAGGAACAGAGCCACCAUGCAGUUUCAAGUCCAGGUCCCUCCCAAGAGAUCCAUGAACCUUACUCGGCAGCUGUCUCUGGAAGAACUUGGACCGCUCGGGUUGAGCUCUCUGCCUGCUGCUGACAGGCAUUCAGUGUCACAGCCCCCAGGCCUUGUUAGAGCUUCUCUCUCUUGAAGGGAGGGUCCCCUGGCUCUCCUGUCAUCUUAGGAAAGGCUGCUGCUUUCUGCCUUCUCAAGGGAAAGCCGGGGUGGCUAACAAAGGGAACGUGGGACAGUCACCUCGGGCCGCAGUCAGCUCUUGUCCAUCCUCUCACAGCGGGGAAGCUGCCAGCAAGCAGCUAGUGAGGCUGACUGGGGUGGCCUGGCUGUGUGUACAGGCUGCUGUUCUGUUUUUCUGUCUCCUGAAGUUUACUCGUGUUCUUAAAACUCCUGGUGAUUUUGUUCUUUUGCCAAAGUAGAGAGCACACGGCGGGUGGGUGUCCUGGCCCUCUCUGCAGGCUGAGCAGCGCAGAGCUGCCCGCAGAUUUACAUGCAAACCUGGAGAGGGCCUGGGCUUGCUGGGUGGUCUCUUCUGUGCUGUGGAGCCCUGGUGCCCACAUUACAAGUUAGGUUGCGGGUGGGGACCAAGGUACAGUCUAGCCAUGGGCCCCUCAAGGCUUCCGCAGUCAACCUGCCUGUUAGGUGGUGGAAGUAGCUGCCGUCGCCGGACAGCCUGAGCUCCCUGGGUUCUGGGGGGGAAUUUGUGGACACUGGUGGAUUGGGGUUUGUGCUGGGUUCAUCAGAAUGGGCGCAUCUGACUUUAAAGUGCUGUCGUAAGUCAAUAAAUUGAUUGUUGGAGAAUUUCUGGGUAAGUCUGCUGAACUAUGGGCUAGACCCCAUCUCAGCAUGAAGUCAAUAGCGUGGAGGGGCCUAUAUCUCUGGAGGCCUGCUUUUGGGGAAAAGGGAAGCUUGGUUGAAGAUUUUCAGGCUGUACAUAGUGGUGGAAUUACAGUCAGGUUUUUGAUUUAUUGCUAUAAAGAUUAUUUCCAAUUUGAA